Molecule: messenger RNA, 5801 nt
Organism: Pimephales promelas (fathead minnow)
Lineage: Eukaryota; Metazoa; Chordata; Actinopteri; Cypriniformes; Leuciscidae
Source: RefSeq, a predicted model, not a curated record
UGCAUGGAGGUCCUCUUUCUGUGAGGACCAUUAAUGCGUCCAGUAAAAGGGAAGGAAAGAUUAAACUGGAUCAAGUGACAAGCGGCAACAUUCUGUCAGGACUUGUAGAAGUAGGGAGUAACAAUAAACAGUCUUCAUUUAAACAGGUAGAUGGCAAAUACAUUGCAGGCAGAAAACAACCACAAAGAUGAUGAAGCAAUGGAACACAUCUAGGUUGCACCACAUACACCCUACACGCCAGUAUAUUGUAUAUUGAUGAGAUGUUUCUUUUUUUCAGGGAGACUGGAGGCAUAGGUAAUGUUGAGACUAGUUGAGACCAGACAAUGAUUACAUGUGCAUGUGUGUGGCGCAGGCUUUUGCAGUGUGGAGCAGAUGAGAGGGAUUGCUGGAAGCCAGGGAGGAUGAUGGGACAUGUAGUGCAGAGGUGACAGUAAAUCUGUGUGUUCCCACUAAGACCCAGGACUCAGAGAGGCUCUUUUUCGAGUGGCCUCCCCCAUUAGGCUCUCCAGACUGGGGCAGGACUCAGUUUAAUAGAGGGCCUUCAACCUCCCGGGACCACAAACCAAAAAUCAACUAUCCAUUGUAAAAAGAGAAAGGUGGAUUUCUACUUCUAUACUUUUUAUACAAUUCUUUUCAAAGACAUUUUUUUUAAAGACUGUCCUUCUAUUAUUUUUUACAUGGAAUAUUUGUUUUUUCUCCACCUUCAAUUUGGACUUUUACAUUUUUAAUUUGAAUUUUGUCAUCUACACCCACCUCUCUGGGAGUGCAGUACGUCUGGUCUCCCGCUGGCUCUUCCCAGACUCUCUGUGUGCUAAUGGAACGAGCACUCAUCAUGGCUCUCAAUUAGCCCCACACACAACAGACGGUGAUGGCUGGUUAUUGUGCAAUAGUUUUGGGCUAGUGCCCCUCAGUGGGUAGAACUCAAAUCGAGAGCUGGGUGUUUUGAGUGUUUUUAUCAGCCAUCUUACUGUCCCUGACAAAAAUAUUCACAUAAACACACAACAUCUCUCAGUGCCACCUGUUUUCCAAAAAAAAAAAAUGGAAAUGGAUGACCACAGAAACUCUAGCUUUCUUUGCCAGUCCCACGACCCACGAUGGCAACCACAGUCUUCAGCAGCAAAGCGACGACGAAAACCAACCUCAAAGCAAAAAGCAAAAAGCCCAGAUGGCCCAGCGAGCUCGGUGUCCUCGACUCCAGUGCUACGCAGCCACAGCUGGUGGUGGAACAGUUUGCUCUUUCCUCUAGUCAUGCUAUCAUACUUGCCCUGUGAGGCUUGGGGCACCACCUUCAAAAUUGCCAUCGUAGGACCAUGGGCGUGCGACCCUAUGUACUCCAAAGCCCUGCCAGACCUGGCUGCCCGAUUAGCCAUUAGCCGUAUCAACAAAGACCCCGAGCUCAACAAAGGCUACUGGUAUGAUUACACACUAAUUAAUGAGGAUUGCUCGAGCUCGAGAGGCCUGGCACGCUUUGCCGAGCUGGAGGGUUACGGUUCGGCCUUUCUUGGACCGGCAAACCCUGCCUACUGCACUGCUGCUGCACUGCUGGCAAAGAAUUGGAACAAGGGCAUCCUGUCCUGGGCUUGCCUGAAGGCUGACAUGAAUGAGGAAAUGUAUCCCUCCUUUCUGCGGCCGCUCCCUUUGUCUUCUCGCGUGCUCUUCUCUGUGCUGCGCUUUUUCCGCUGGGCACAUGUUGGGAUUAUAACUGCCGAGAACGACAUGUGGGAAGCGACUGGGCAUGAACUUGCAGCAUCCCUGCGUGCUCUUGGUCUGCCAGUUGGCACGGUUGUUACCAUGGGGGCGGACAAGGAGGGACCACGACGAGCCCUAAAGACAAUACGAGAGAUGGAUCGAGUGAGGGUUGUCAUUAUGUGCAUGCACUCUGUUCUUAUUGGUGGAGAGGAACAGUAUAAGUUGCUAACCACAGCACUGGACAUGAGAAUGAUUGACCGAGGAUACAUCUUUAUUCCAUAUGAUACACUGCUGUAUUCGCUGCCAUAUAAAAAUGUGAACUAUCCAAUCUUGGCCAAUAACACCAAACUACGACGAGCAUAUGAUGGGGUCUUAACAGUAACCAUGGACCAAGGGGAACAAAAUUUCUAUGAGGCCUUUUAUGCAGCACAAGGAUCCUAUGACAUCCGCAGCAGCACACCAGCUGAAGAGGUUUCUCCAUUUUUUGGGACCAUUUAUAACAUGCUCUAUUAUACAGCCAUGGCUGCAGAGCAGAGUCGUGCUUCAAGUGGUGGGCGCUGGGUAUCGGGUGAUGCACUGGCUAAAAACGACGGCGGAUUUGAAUUCAAUGGCUUUAACCAAAGGAUAUCAGCAGGUUCUGAUGGAGAAGGAAUGCAGGCACGCUACGCUGUCCUGGAUUCAGAUGGCUCUGGCUCCAGCCUACACCUCACACACGCCCUCGAAGCACCGCACACGUAUGGAAAAUAUGGAGGGUUGAAGUACUUGGGGAAAUCGAUUCAUUUUGCUGGAGCAUCUCCGAGCAGUGACUCAAACUGCUGGUUCAGCCCUUAUAUCGCUUGUAGUGGGGGCCUGGAUGGAGUUUUCUUCCUUCUUUUGUUGUUUAUUGUGUUGAUAGGUGGAGCAGGUGUCCUUUUCUUCCAUGUAAGGAAACACGGUCAGGUGGGGAUAUUAGGAGGGUUUGGUGGUGGAGGAGGAGGAAGCUCUGUUAAGAUAGUGCUAACACUGGAUGACUUGGUCUUCAUCAACACCACACUCAGCAGGCGGAAGCUAAACGAGGAUAGUAUGAUAAAGAGUCAACUCGAUGUUAAAACCCCACACCACUCAGUUUCAGCUCGCAGUUACAUUACUUCAACUCCUGAAACGUCCAACGUUGCUGUUUUUGAGGGUGACUGGGUUUGGCUGAAGAAAUGCGCCUGUGGAGAUUCUGUUUCAGAAAUCGCUGAGAGUACACAGGCCAUCUUUAUCAAGCUGAGAGACAUGCGCCACGAGAAUCUGAACUUGUUUCUGGGUCUGUUCCUGGAUACUGGCAUAUUUGGCAUUGUUACAGAGCACUGCACCAGAGGCAGCCUGGAAGACCUACUCAACAAUGAGGAAAUGAGACUGGACUGGAUGUUCAAAUCCUCUCUUCUCCUUGAUCUGAUCAGGGGAAUGAAGUGCUUGCAUAAUCGUGGGAUUAUUCAUGGACGCCUGAAGUCAAGGAACUGCGUGGUAGAUGGCAGGUUUGUUCUGAAGAUUACAGAUUAUGGCUAUAAUGAAAUCCUCAACUGUCAAAACAUCAACUUGGAGGACAACAAUCCGGAGAAUCUAUUUUGGACGGCUCCAGAGAUCCUGCGGGACCCUAAUCUGAAGAGGAAGGGGACGUAUGCAGCAGAUGUAUACAGCUUUGCUAUUAUCAUGCAGGAGGUGAUCUCUCGCUGCGCACCCUUCUGCAUGUUGGAUAUGCCUCCUGAGGAAAUCAUAGAUAAGGUGCGCUCUCCUCCACCGCUGUGCAGACCCACUGUGUCUGUGGAUGAAGCUCCGCUGGAGGUGAUUCAGAUCAUGAAGCAGGCCUGGAGUGAGGAGCCUGACAAGAGACCCACAUUUGAGGAGAUCUUCAAACAGUUUAAAAAUGUGAACAAGGGAAAGAAGACAAAUAUAAUUGACUCAAUGUUAAGGAUGCUGGAGCAGUACUCCUCAAACCUGGAGGAUCUGAUCCGAGAGAGGACUGAAGAACUAGAGGUUGAGCGUCAGAAAACUGAUGCUCUCCUAGCUCAGAUGCUGCCCAAGUCUGUGGCCUUGGCAUUAAAGACAGGAAAGCCAGUAAAACCGGAGCACUUUUCAGACGUCACACUGUAUUUCAGUGAUAUUGUAGGUUUCACCACCAUCUCUGCUCUGAGUGAACCUAUCGAAGUGGUCGAUCUGCUUAACGACCUCUACAUACUCUUCGAUGGAAUCAUCGCAAUCCACGAUGUCUACAAGGUGGAGACUAUUGGUGAUGCAUACAUGGUGGCAUCUGGUGUUCCGAACCGUAAUGGUAACCGUCACGCUGCAGAGAUGGCCAACAUGUCUCUGGACAUUCUGCACUGCAUCGGAACAUUUCAAAUGAGGCACAUGCCUGACGUCAAAGUCAAAAUCCGCAUUGGACUCCAUUCUGGUCCAGUGGUGGCGGGUGUAGUUGGGUUGAAGAUGCCUCGGUACUGUCUGUUCGGGGACACUGUAAACACAGCUUCCCGAAUGGAAUCCACAGGGUUGCCUUACAGAAUCCAUGUCAACAAGAGUACUGUUAAUGUCCUGAACACCCUCAAACUUGGCUAUAAAAUAGAUACUAGGGGCAGGACAGAGCUCAAGGGUAAAGGUGUAGAGGAAACAUUUUGGUUGGUUGGAAGGGAUGGAUUUACCAAGCCACUACCUGUACCGCCAGACCUUACUCCAGGGGCGAGCAACCAUGGUAUCAGCUUGGAUGAGAUUCCGCCUGAUAGGCGGCAGAAAUUCUUGGAUCGACAAAAGAACAUGGGGAACUGAGGCUGUGAUGCUCAUGUUUCUGCACCAGCCUAUCGAAUUUAGGAGAAAGUGGGGCAAGGGGAUGAAAGGAGUGGAAUGAGGUGUUCAAAAACCCCUCGACUUCUCUUUUUCUACCCGAUUCAUUCCAAGAAAGAGUGGAAAACCUCACUAGGACAUCUGACAAAAGGCACAAACACUUGACCUGAAAGCCAGUCCAUCGAAACCAUCAGCUCAAGAAGAUGGCAUGUACCAGCUGCUAUGGAUGGUCACAGAACUUUUUUUUAAAAACUAUAGUUUAUACUGCAGUUCAUCCAAUACUAAAUAAAAGACACUUCUGAGGUCACAGCUCAUACAGACAUGAAAAUGAGAACAGCAGCACAUGCCUCAUUCAUCUGUGAUCCCUCCAGUUAAUCCACUUCUACAAAGAGAUUUAUUUUCUUUAUUUCAUUGUUUAUAAGACAAAAGUGAAACAAGCUAAAAACUAAAAAUUGAUGGUGCUUGUUUAUAAUGGCACCUGACAAUUUAGUUAUAAUUCAGUGGAAAUAACAGCAAUAAUAUCCAUGUGUUGAAAGGAUUUAAAAUACUGUUGAAUUUAUUUGCUAGGAAUAUCAGGUUUUAAAUAAAUAGGUGCUAGUUGAAAAAACAAACAAACAAACAAAAAAAACCCCGUCACAUUCUUCAAAUUUUCUUUUUGAAAAUGCUUUCAUUCUUGUUUCAUUUCACGUGGCACUGUUUGGCCUUUAUAGAAAGCGCAAUGCAUUCAGAGCAAUUUUCAUGGCCAAUAAGAAUAAGAAUAUAUGGCAGACAUUUACUUGCUAUCAUUUGAGUAGCUUACCUCAAUUGUCCUCUUUGAGUUAAGAGUAAGAUGUACUUUAAAAAAAGGAAACUUGUGAGCCGAGACAGACACAAAUUGUCAAGUUUGCAUUGCAAUUGCAUGUCACAUUAUCUUAAUAUACUCGGCACAUUCCAUGCAUAAUAUUCUGAUGUCAAACCCUGCUUCAGAGUCCUGAAAAAUUACCAAAGGGAAAACAUAUCAGAGAUUUAUCCAAAGAUUAUCUCAGCACUAUUUUGACUGCUCAUGCACUCAGUAAAUAUGCUAGGUGCCCCAAAAGGGGAAUUAUUUGAAAGAAUGCCAUGACAGACUUUUAAAUGUGUGGUCUGGAUAUCUUCAUUAAGAUAGGAGGGUUCUGGCGCCUGUGGCUGUCCAGGAUGACGUUCUGUCACUCCAUACGUCAACCACAAUCAGCGGAGCUAGUCACAGCAGGAUGUAGAUGAAUUUCAAUUGCAAAUCUCACCAUUUUAUCUUCUUUUCUGUGAUUAUGUAAAUAAAAAAUGGUUUUAGUGAAUGUGCA